Messenger RNA from Cutaneotrichosporon cavernicola, 1008 nucleotides. RefSeq lists its product as uncharacterized. Lineage: Eukaryota; Fungi; Basidiomycota; Tremellomycetes; Trichosporonales; Trichosporonaceae. The record is from RefSeq and is a predicted model, not a curated record. The transcript has 3 exons. Bases 1 to 1008 code for a protein of 335 amino acids.
AUGGUCGAGUGCAUAGCGCUCCCCCUAUCUGCCCUCCUCCCUCCGCUUGACUCUGACCAAACACGCGACAAGGAGCGGGAGGCGGCCGCGCGCGAGCGUCUCGGCUUCGACACGACCCCUUCCCCGCAAUUCACCGCAUUACCGAGACUUGCUGCAGUCCUCGGCCCGCUCCCACCUAGCGCACCGCUGAGCGUUGCAAAUGCGUUCCUCGAUCUUACUGACCUCGCGCUGUUCGAAACUCCACCUUUGCCACCCCAUCCUGGCUUGGCAGAACCUAAGCCGCACGUACUAGUCCUUACUGGAUCUCGAGCGGAUCUCCACCUCGCGCUGGAGGAGCAGGACGCGGCCUUUCUCCGCAGCCACUCUUACGCGCUUUUCGACCGCCUCCGCCGCACAGAUAUCCGGUACUGUCCCUCAGUGACGCAUCUCAGGCUCCUCCUCGCUGUCCUUGGCUCCGAGGGGUUGAAGGUGGCCCCGCCGUCCAUGGUGGUGCUGUACGAUGUCCUUGGGUUGCUGAUGGCGCCGGAGGAGCACGACGAGAACGUCCCCGCCGACGAGGAGAGGGCUGAGGACGAGGAGCCGGAACCAGUCAAGGUCCUCCGUCCCGGGGUGACGCUCGCGAGUUACCUCGAGCUUGUGGCGGCUGCUCUCGACAUCGCCCGUGUCGUUGGAGCAUCUCUCCUCAUCCUCGAGCCAGGCGGUGACGGCGUUGCGUUGCCCCUAAUCGCGUCGGCAUCUGAGACAGUCCCGCCGACCCAGCGGACGCGUACGGCCCAGCUCUCCGAUGGACUGCGCCGCCUAGGCAUCACGGUGGGACAAGUCAGCCGCCUCAAGACGGAGACGGAGUUGGCAGGUCAGCGCACUAGGGGCGCCAGGUACGAGUUGAAACUUGGCGGUGAGACGUACGCUUUCGCGCGCCGUGUUGGGACCAAGUCCGAAUUUGCAUGUCCGCCGCGCGAAGAGGGGGAAUCGCUCGAGGAGGGUGGAUGGGUGUGGGAGUGGUCAUGA